Messenger RNA from Triticum aestivum (bread wheat), 747 nucleotides. RefSeq lists its product as uncharacterized. The record is from RefSeq and is a predicted model, not a curated record. The transcript is spliced from 2 exons. Lineage: Eukaryota; Viridiplantae; Streptophyta; Magnoliopsida; Poales; Poaceae. Bases 53 to 562 code for a protein of 169 amino acids.
CCAAAAAAACCCCAUUGCCUUCUAGCUACCCCCUUUCCAGUCCCGCCGCCACAUGUCCGCAUCGUCGUGUUCCUCCCUUCCCGUGCGAACAGACUUUCUCCUUCCUUUAAUCUCCCGUCCAUUCUGCUGGAGACGAACGUCGCCACGACAGGCGACAAGUCGGGGCAUCGUUUCUACAAAUGCCAUGGAUCCUACAGGUACGGCAGUGCCAUCCAGCAGGCGUACUUCAGAAAGGCUCAAUCCGCAACAGGUUGCCCGUGCUUACCAGCAGUCUGGCGUGCACCAAGCCAUGCAGGUGCUCGCUGCUCCAAUUCUGCACCAUGCGCAGCAGGGCAACCAUGCUGGGCAGUUAGCUCCUCUUAAGCAGCAGCAGAUCCAGACACCACCGCCGACGCAGUUUGAGCUCCUCAACAAACUCCGCAGACCGGUAGCUGCCGUCGCCGCUGCAUUUGGGUCCCAAGCGCUCGGCCUAGUAGCUAUUCUGCUUGCAGCCAAUAACAUCAUGCUAACUGUGCUUGUUUUGCUUUUCCUUGUCCCAGUGUACUUUGCUUCGUCCAAUUAGUCAUUAAAAAUAUCCCUAGCGAAAUAUGUACCAUAUCCUGUAUCGCCACUUAGCAACUUCGCAGGACCGUAAAUUUCUUGAAGGUGGCUCCCUCUACCGCUAAGCCUGUUUUGUAGAAUUAUUAAUUCAUCUACAAAAUGUAACUCCAUGUACUGUUGUGACGAUGUGAACAAGAUUAUAUGAGU